This is a messenger RNA of Xenopus laevis (African clawed frog), 2547 nucleotides long. Its product is annotated as spore wall protein 2-like. The transcript is spliced from 79 exons. The coding region runs from base 8 to 2365 and encodes 785 amino acids. Lineage: Eukaryota; Metazoa; Chordata; Amphibia; Anura; Pipidae. The record is from RefSeq and is a predicted model, not a curated record.
UGUAAAGAUGGGGACUACAAAACUUCUAUGUGCUUACCUUUUCCUUCUUUUAUGCCUAAUGAACACUCAAGAUGUUGGUGUGGCACAAGCAGAAGAAUGUAUGGAAAUACAACAAGCAACAGAUGUUCAAGAACAGAUGCCUUCAGAGGAUGGUCAAGAACAGAAAGCUCCAGAAGUACCAGAUGAGUCAAAAGCAACAGGAGAUGGUCAAGAACAGAUAGCUCCAGAAGUACCAGAUGAGUCAAAAGCAACAGGAGAUGGUCAAGAACAGAUAGCUCCAGAAGUACCAGAUGAGUCAAAAGCAACAGGAGAUGGUCAAGAACAGAUAGCUCCAGAAGUACCAGAUGAAUCAAAAGCAACAGGAGAUUUUCAAGAACAGAUAUCUCCAGAAGGAGAUCAUCAUGACUCAGAUGGUCAAGAACAGAUAGCUCCAGGGGUACCAGAUGAGUCAAAAGCAACAGGAGAUGGUCAAGAACAGAUAGCUCCAGAAGUACCAGAUGAGUCAAAAGCAACAGGAGAUGGUCAAGAACAGAUAGCUCCAGAAGUACCAGAUGAAUCAAAAGCAACAGGAGAUGGUCAAGAACAGAUAGCUCCAGGGGUACCAGAUGAGUCAAAAGCAACAGGAGAUGGUCAAGAACAGAUAGCUCCAGAAGUACCAGAUGAGUCAAAAGCAACAGGAGAUGGUCAAGAACAGAUAGCUCCAGAAGUACCAGAUGAAUCAAAAGCAACAGGAGAUUUUCAAGAACAGAUAUCUCCAGAAGGAGAUCAUCAUGACUCAGAUGGUCAAGAACAGAUAGCUCCAGAAGUACCAGAUGAAUCAAAAGCAACAGGAGAUGGUCAAGAACAGAUAGCUCCAGAAGUACCAGAUGAGUCAAAAGCAACAGUAGAUGGUCAAGAACAGAUAGCUCCAGAAGUACCAGAUGAAUCAAAAGCAACAGGAGAUUUUCAAGAACAGAUAUCUCCAGAAGGAGAUCAUCAUGACUCAGAUGGUCAAGAACAGAUAGCUCCAGAAGUACCAGAUCAAUCAAAAGCAACAGGAGAUGGUCAAGAACAGAUAGCUCCAGAAGUACCAGAUGAAUCAAAAGCAACAGGAGAUGGUCAAGAACAGAUAGCUCCAGAAGUACCAGAUGAGUCAAAAGCAACAGUAGAUGGUCAAGAACAGAUAGCUCCAGAAGUACCAGAUGAAUCAAAAGCAACAGGAGAUUUUCAAGAACAGAUAUCUCCAGAAUUAGAUCAUCAUGACUCAGAUGGUCAAGAACAGAUAGCUCCAGAAGUACCAGAUGAGUCAAAAGCAACAGGAGAUGGUCAAGAACAGAUAGCUCCAGAAGUACCAGAUCAAUCAAAAGCAACAGGAGAUUUUCAAGAACAGAUAUCUCCAGAAGGAGAUCAUCAUGACUCAGAUGGUCAAGAACAGAUAGCUCCAGAAGUACCAGAUCAAUCAAAAGCAACAGGAGAUGGUCAAGAACAGAUAGCUCCAGAAGUACCAGAUGAAUCAAAAGCAACAGGAGAUGGUCAAGAACAGAUAGCUCCAGGGGUACCAGAUGAGUCAAAAGCAACAGGAGAUGGUCAAGAACAGAUAGCUCCAGAAGUACCAGAUCAAUCAAAAGCAACAGGAGAUUUUCAAGAACAGAUAUCUCCAGAAGGAGAUCAUCAUGACUCAGAUGGUCAAGAACAGAUAGCUCCAGAAGUACCAUAUGAGUCAAAAGCAGCAGGAGAUGGUCAAGAACAGAUAGCUCCAGAAGUACCAGAUGAAUCAAAAGCAACAGGAGAUUUUCAAGAACAGAUAUCUCCAGAAGGAGAUCAUCAUGACUCAGAUGGUCAAGAACAGAUAGCUCCAGAAGUACCAGAUGAAUCAAAAGCAACAGGAGAUGGUCAAGAACAGAUAGCUCCAGGGGUACCAGAUGAGUCAAAAGCAACAGGAGAUGGUCAAGAACAGAUAGCUCCAGAAGUACCAGAUGAGUCAAAAGCAACAGGAGAUUUCCAAGAACAGAUAUCUCCAGAAGGAGAUCAUCAUGACUCAGAUGGUCAAGAACAGAUAGCUCCAGAAGUACCAGAUGAAUCAAAAGCAACAGGAGAUGGUCAAGAACAGAUAGCUCCAGAAGUACCAGAUGAGUCAAAAGCAACAGGAGUACCAGAUGAGUCAAAAGCAACAGGAGAUGGUCAAGAACAGAUAGCUCCAGGGGAUGCUCAAGAACAGAUAUCCCCAGAAGAUGAGCAACAACAGUCAACAUCAAAACAAGAUGAACAAGAACAGUCAUCAUCAAAACAAGAGAAAAAACAAGACAGUCAACCUGCGAGACUGAAAGGACUGAAGUCACUGAAUCAUAAGCACAAGCAUCUUUCAAGAGGCGCAGUUUUGAUUUGACCAGUUGUGGUUUUCCAUGAGGUUCUUCCAACAUAAUAAUGUCGUCAGUGCAAAGAUGCUUAAAAGGCAGCUGGAUACAAACAUGUUUUCAGUAGAUUACUUAUCUUUAGUAACAUUUGGAUAGUAAAAUAAUGUUGUUUUGUGUAAGUGCUUAAACGCCAAUAAAAUACAUUUUGGAUAAA